CUAGUCCAAGAGCUGCGAUGCGAUGUGGUCCCCCAGCACGGCUCGCGCCAGUGCGGCCGUCUGUGGGUGGCGGUCCUUGAAGGCACAGAAGUCCUCACGCACCGGCUUCUCGCUCGUCUUGACCUCAACAUUCACUGCAUCAAUCACACAGAGCACAUCGGUUAGUAAACGGAUACACACACACACACCCAUGAUGGCUGCGCCAUCCCGUGCUGUGCUGACUGACGCACCCAGCAGAUUGUCCCGCUCGCUAAUGGUAGGCCAGGCGAUGAACGGGUGGGCGGCGUCGGUCAGCACUAACUCGCACUCGAAGCGUGCAGGGGCCCCGUUGCCCGAGGCGGGUGUGCGGUAGGCUGUGGUGGUCGUGCAGCCCUCCAGUGGCACGUGAGGGGGCCGUGUCAAGAUGGCGUGCAGCCGGCCGCCAUCAACGUGCCUGAUGGACCCAUCAACCCACCCAGGGAUGACAGACAGACAGACAGACAGACACACCAUAGUGCACAAACAAAGGCACACAUGAGGGGAUUUGGACCUGACUGACCUGUCGACGAGUGUGUUGGUGUGACAGAUACGAUGCGCGAUGCUGGGCCAUCGAGGGCCGAUUGCCAACUCGCUGAGGAUGGUCCUCUUGAACAACGACGACAGAGAGGAAUACGCCACAGGUGGGUCACUCACCACGUAGUUGCACUCCUGCAGCCCCCUCCAGUCUUCCCCCAUUGUGGUGUACUAGAUGGGGGUGCUGACGGGCGGGUCAUUGGGCUGUCGGUGCUGAUGGUAGUGCUGGGGGAUGGCAGGUGGGGGUGGGUCGACCGUCAGCCGAAACGGAGCCUCGUCACGAAUCACACGCACAUCUGAAGUGAAGGCACAAUCAGUCAGACAUUUCCAAUGAUCCAAACAAAGAGAAGAUGCCUUGCCUUGCCUCAGCCGCUCACCCACCUUGCGUGUCGGCACCGUUCUGGAAGACUUUGAGUCGCUCGCCGGCAACGAUGUGGUAGCCCACCAUCUUGAGCUGUGCCAACACACUCGGCUGAGCCAAAUAGGCCUGCAUGCAGUCAAUGAACGGCAUGCAUCCCACACAGUGAGUCAGCCUUCCUUACUCACUGCCUUGCUCUUGAGUCGGCGUAGGUCAGCGACGGUGACUAUGAUGGGCAGCCGAAACUCGCACUCAUAGUCACGAGGCCAAAGUGGACCGAUGAGCCGCCGCUUUCGGCACUGCCCCGCCAGCUGCAGAACCUCACGUUGAGCUCGUCAGCGAACCGCAGCACCUCCCGCACUGGCUGCCCAUCGCCGCCAACGCGACACAGGCCGGCCUUGACCAGGGAGCGGUUGAGCCGAGUGCGCAGAUGAGUCUUUUCAGGCCCUCUCUUCAAGAAUCUCUUGCCGACUCUGAUGCCCGGCGCAGAGGUGCACCAGGUCGACGAGCUCGAGAAUUUCAU
Molecule: messenger RNA, 1433 nt
Organism: Vitrella brassicaformis
Lineage: Eukaryota; Vitrellaceae
Source: the annotation of a GenBank genome assembly